Molecule: messenger RNA, 642 nt
Organism: Fusarium odoratissimum NRRL 54006
Lineage: Eukaryota; Fungi; Ascomycota; Sordariomycetes; Hypocreales; Nectriaceae
Exons: 3
Coding region: 1-642 (213 amino acids)
Source: RefSeq, a predicted model, not a curated record
AUGGCAGGCGCGCAUCUUGCUGUUACCUGCUGGGCGUCCGCAAUGUGUACCGAUGCUCUUUCCCAGCGCGACAUACUCAAUGCUGGUAUCAAGAACUGCGAGUCCCCAUGUCGACUUGUCGGUCCCGAAGAAGAUAUUCUGGUCACACAAGGCACCAUUCUUGGAACAGUUGCACCUAUUCUCCAGGAUAUCAAAGACCUUGGGGCUUUCGAUGUCAUGAACCUGUACCUUGGCAAGGAUGCCCUUGAGCAACCCCAGGACCAUCUGUUUACCCCGAAAGUCGGCGGCAAAGAAAUAGCAACAGGAUUCAGUUACCAGCCCGCCGGCGAUGACGAUCUCACUAAAUUUGACACUGAAGGCCAAAUCUCACAUCAUUACAGCUCUGUCGGCUUCAUGUUCUCGGUCAUGGAUAACGCACUGUUUCUAGCAAGGUGCUUUGCUGCGAAGCAGGGUGAUGUUGUGGCUGUCCUUGAUGGGGGGAAAGUCCCUUUGGUGUUGCGCAAGGUCAACUCUAGAGUUGAUGUUGAAGGGGAAUUUUAUAUGGUCGUCGGCUCGACCUACGUACACGGCUUCAUGGAUGGCGAGGCGGAGGUUGGGGUUAUCGAUGGUUGGUUGGAGAAGCGGAAGACUCUGAUGGCAUGA